AUGGGAAGGCUUAUCAAGAAUCAUUGGGCGAGGCUCAUCAUCCUGGCGGCAGCAACCUACCAAGUCGCGGCCGCAGUGGAAGGGUUCUUUUGGCCCAAGAUAUUCUGGGACUUCAUGACCAAAACGCUCGAUCCGGCCGUCAAACCGAUACCGGUCCUUCAGACCGUCAAUCUCGUCUUUGGCCUAAUCCUCCUGGCAUGGGAGUGGCCACUGAACUUCCUCGCCGGCUCUAGCCUCCACCGAAGCCUCGAAGCGCGCCUCGUCUUUCUCCCGCUCACCGCCCUCGCCGCCGUAUUGAUGUACCAGGGCACGAAUGCCGCCAUCUACCAGGUCAUCGGCUUGGGAGUCUACUUUUGGGCAUAUAGUGAAGGAGAGAUGAUUUGCGCGAAGCCGUGGACGCUCCCGCAACGGACGCCGCGAAAUGGUCGGGUCUAA
Molecule: messenger RNA, 435 nt
Organism: Parathielavia appendiculata
Lineage: Eukaryota; Fungi; Ascomycota; Sordariomycetes; Sordariales; Chaetomiaceae
Exons: 3
Coding region: 1-435 (144 amino acids)
Source: RefSeq, a predicted model, not a curated record